AUGGCCGUUCAGAAGCUCAAAAUCGCAGCCGCAGGCCUCGGCCGAAUGGGCAAGCGUCACGCCAUGCACUUCCUCAACCGUACACCGCGUGCCGAGCUCGUCGCAGCUUUCACUCCAGACGAGACCGAGUUGCGAUGGGCGCGCCUCAACCUCGAGCCGCACGGCGUGAAGCUGUUCAGCGACUACGAUGCGAUGCUCGAGCAGACGGAAGGGCUGCAGGCGGUUGUGAUCGCGACUGUGACGACGGUACAUGCUGAGGAGGCGCUGAAGGCUAUGGCAAAGAACCUGCAUGUGUUGUGUGAGAAACCAUUGAGCACAAGUGUAGAGAUCACGAGGAAGGUAGUGGAAGCGGCCCAGGCGAAACCACAUCUCAAAGUCAUGUGUGGCUUUUCACGCCGCUUCGACGCUUCGUACCGUGAUGCGUACGAGAAGAUGGACGCGGGCGUGAUCGGUAGACCAACGAUCAUCCGCUCCCAGACAUGCGACAAGCACGAUCCGAGCGGGUUCUUCGUGGAUUAUGCAGCCUUUUCUGGUGGCUGCUUUGUGGAUAUGAGCGUCCAUGACAUCGACCUCGCUCUCUGGUUCUUCGGUGAAGACACACUCGUCAAGUCCGUCUCCGCGGCCGGCGUCGUCGCAGUCGCCCCAGGCCUCAAGCAGCACCAAGACUACGACAAUGCGGUUGGUAUCGUCGAAUUCCACAACGGGAAGGUCGCCUACUUCUUCUGCUCGCGCAUGAUGGCACAUGGGCAGGAAGACACCACCGAGGUUAUUGGAACCGAGGGGAAGCUGGUGGUCAACGGGAAUCCUCAGGCGAAUCUAGUUAAUACAUACACAACGACUGGGAUCAACAGGGAGAUACCGCCGCACUACUAUGGCCGGUUUGAGCAUGCUUUCGUAUUGGAAGCCAACGAGUUCACAGCCGCAUGCCUCGAUGGAACAAAACUCCCGCUCAAGAUCACCGGUGCCUUGCGAGCGGUACAGAUCGGCGCUUACCUUCAAGAAGCCGUGCGAACAGGCAAGAAGCUUAACUUUGACGAGACCGAGCGUCGGGUCGAGAGGGCGUCCUUGUAA
Coniosporium apollinis CBS 100218 is the source of this 1071-nucleotide messenger RNA. RefSeq names its product NAD binding Rossmann fold oxidoreductase. NCBI's taxonomy places the organism in Eukaryota, Fungi, Ascomycota, Dothideomycetes. Gene Ontology annotation, biological process: NADPH regeneration. Gene Ontology annotation, cellular component: cytoplasm. Gene Ontology annotation, molecular function: nucleotide binding; oxidoreductase activity. The coding region runs from base 1 to 1071 and encodes 356 amino acids. The record is from RefSeq and is a predicted model, not a curated record. The transcript is spliced from 5 exons.